This is a messenger RNA of Athene cunicularia (burrowing owl), 849 nucleotides long. RefSeq names its product cyclin dependent kinase inhibitor 3 (gene CDKN3). The record is from RefSeq and is a predicted model, not a curated record. Gene Ontology annotation, biological process: protein dephosphorylation. Gene Ontology annotation, molecular function: protein tyrosine phosphatase activity. The coding region runs from base 33 to 653 and encodes 206 amino acids. Gene Ontology annotation, cellular component: nucleus. The transcript has 7 exons. Lineage: Eukaryota; Metazoa; Chordata; Aves; Strigiformes; Strigidae.
CUCUCGCUCUCCUCCCGCCGGAGCCCUGCGCGAUGCAAGCGGGCGGCUUUGACUCCUCUGACGAAGACGCCGCUGAGGAAGAUCUGAAGCCGCUCCCCAUCUCCUGGUUGUCUUUGUCCCCUGUCUACUCUUCUCAGUUCCUGGGAUUAUGUUCCCUCCCAGGUUGCAGGUUUAAGGAUGUUAGAAGAAAUCUUCAGAAAGAUAUAGAAGAACUAAAGAACUAUGGGACCCAGGAUAUAUUUGUGCUUUGUACCAGAGGAGAGCUCUUAAAAUACCGAGUACCAAACCUUAUAGACGCCUACCAACAGCAUGGGAUCUGUGUGCACCACUAUCCUAUUCCUGAUGGGGACGCUCCUGACAUUGCCAAGUGCUGCAAAAUUCUGGAAGAGCUCAGAAGCUGCCUGGAAAGUAACCGGAAAACAAUUAUACACUGUUACGGCGGCCUCGGACGUUCGUGUCUCAUAGCUGCAUGUCUCCUGCUUCAGCUUUUGGAUGCGCUGGCACCUCAGGAAGUGAUCGAGAGCCUCAGAAACUUGAGAGGAUCUGGGGCAAUACAGACCAUCAAGCAAUACAAUUACCUCCAUGACUUUCGAGAGAACCUGGCUGCACAUCUGGCAACAAAGGAUACAGUGUUCAGAUCGGUAUCACGGUAACGAAUACCAGCAUGGUGCAUCUUUGUGGCUACAGCAGACACCUGCAGACAUCUCACUCCUGCCCUUCAGUUUCUCACUGCUACUUGCCUGUGUGACACAGCUGCUCCCUUCCAAAUUUUGGUGUAAAUUUUGGGGUUGGGGGAAGGAAACUGUACAGCAUCUUUCUCUAUUUAGGAGUCUUUAAUACUCACUGCCU